UGUCAAGGAAAUGGUUUCUUGUUUUAAUUGAUAAAAACCUCUCGCUAUGUAGUCUAAAGAAAAUUUAUUCUCAUUUUGUAUAGCAUAGUAUGGACAAUACGACCCCAUUUCAACCGUGGGCAGUGAAUGAUAGUUCUAAAAAUGUUGAAACAGAAAGGGAAUUAGUGGGUGACGCAAAACUUCAUCGGGAAAAUGUCAAUCAUUCAAAACAUAGGCAAACUGCGUCUUACGAUAAAGAAAGUGCCGUUGCUGAAAGCAAUAUUCCAGGAGCAUCAAGUUCCACCCAUUCAGACUCCCUGCCGCUUAGUCAGGAAGAGUCCAAAAUGGACUCGGCCAAAAUAGCUUCUAUGCAACAAAUUGUUGAGAAUACACUAAGUCAAGAGGGGCGGCAGAGGGUCACACAACUGUUGGAGGCAGUUGAAGGUUUGAGCGGCACAGAAAGACUAUUGUUGUAUCUGCGACUGCCGACGGGUGUGCCUCCACAUGAUCCGUUGAAACAACCAAUCAAUCCACUAGGAUCAAGGGCGGAACUUCAGCAAACUGUGACCUGGAUUCAGACGCACUUAGAAGUGGACCCAGAUGUAUCGCUUCCGAAGCAAGACGUCUACGAUGAGUAUAUCGCUCACUGUAUGAGUAGUAACAUGAAGCCUCUGUCAACUGCAGACUUCGGCAAGGUGAUGAAGCAAGUGUAUCCAACGGUGAGACCAAGACGCCUGGGAACACGGGGAAACUCAAGGUACUGCUACGCCGGCUUACGUAAGAGGGUGAAACUUGAAGUACCCCAGUUACCCGAUUUGGGCGAAUCAUCAAAGGAACCUUCUUCCACAUCGCGUGAAACGGAGCGAAUUAUAUGCGACUGGGCAGAAACUAAAUUAGGUGUACAGUUCAACAGUAUAUUUGAGCUAUCGCGUCACCUGUCAUCACUGAGCACGUGUCACAGGGCGCCGCCGGGACCUUCCAGCGCGUCUCCGCCGCCUAUUCCAGUUCACGUGCCCACUGAAGAAACACCGGGGGCUCAUCUGAUGAAACAAUUAAAACGGAAACUACAGGGCACACCCGGCAGGCCGAAGAAAAACAAAGCUCAAAUGAUGGUGGAGUCCCCGCCGUCCACCUCGUACGUAAGUCAGCACUCGUCUGUUAAACACGAGGAGGUGUUGGGGACCGAGGGCUACUCUUACCAGCCGCCGUACGUGCCGCUGUACGAUGUGCGGGCGCCCUUCCCGUACCCGCCGCCUGCCCCUCACCCCGCGCUCCCCUUGCACGAAUACCGACCCGACCCUUACGCGUUCGAGCAACCCUACGCUCCCCGAGACCUCACUCUCCCUCCGGACACCACGCACAAUCUACCCAUCAACCUCAGCAGCGACGCGGGCGCCUCUCUCGACCUCUCCACCGAACGCACCGAAUGGCAAAGAAGGAGGCCCCCCGACCCUCAUACGCCGCGAUUCCCACUCCCCGGGAAAAAAUUAAUAUUGGAAACAUACCAAAGCGAAACGCGAGCCGGGUCGCCCCGCUCGUCCCACACAGAAACCUACUUACCGAAAAAAAUGCGCGCCGCCGAAAUACUCGGGGGCAAAUCUGCCGCCCCGAGGCAGACGGUCAUCGCGCCUGACCCGUCCUCUAGUAUCGGCGGUGUUGAAUCCUGUCCUACACGUUCCGAGAUUGCUUUUUUAGAGGAUCCAAAAAACUUACCGAGCCGGUCCAAAAGCACCGCCGCGGCGCUGGCCCGGGGAGAACAGGAGGCGGCGAGUCCGACACAGUCGGUGAAGGCUCCGACGCCUAAGUGCGAUCGCGUACCAUUCAAAGGUUGCAGUCGAGCGAAGAAUACCGACACCGCCGAUCGGUCUGAAGUAACGGCGACUCCAGAGCAAUGCUGUGAUAUUGACGGAUUUAACAUAAAGACAGGAAUGAUUUGCGAGGAGAAACAUUCUGAGAUUCUCAAUCGAGAGAGAGUCAUCAGUAUAUGUAAUAUCGACAAACACGACCUGGAUGAUUAUCUCAACGAAAACAAUAGCCAGGAGCAUGAAGAAGAGUUGCUGCAAUACUUCCAUCCUAAAGACGAUCGAGGCGCCCCCACAAAUGUCAAUGCGACAGCAAAUAAAAAUGAUAAUUUUUUAGAAAGGAGUCGGGAUGCACACGACGAACACAGUCAGGGGAAAAGUGAAAAAAUCUCGCAACUGAGGGAGCUGCUAGCUAAAAAUUUAAAAAACCAGUGUGGUACUACCACACAAAACGUCAGCAGUAACCAGGAAACUCAGGUCUCAAUUCAAAAUCCCGAGGAAGUGAAUAAACAAUUAAACUCAUCCGAAGGUGCUUUUAAGCCCGUCCCUAAUCAAGAUAUUAACGUCAACGAAUCGAAUAUAGUAAAUCAAAAUAAUGUAAAUGGCGAAAAACACUGUAAUUCGACUCCACAUGAAAAUGGUAUUUCAGCUGUAUACAAUACCGAUAUUACUCAAAAUGCUUUGCUAAAUUCUGUUGGGUCUAACUUGUAUAAUGGAAAUUGCAUCAAUGAGCCGCAAAGCCCUACGACAAGAACUCAGCAAUAUGACUUUGUUCCCAUUUCAGAAGGAUGUCAUUCACCAGGAAAUUUCAAUUCGAAAUCUCCAUUGGGUUUUGGUCAUAGAGUGAACAGUCCGUCUAAAACGAAUAAACCUUCAAUUAUGACUGGGUCACUACAAACAUCCCCUGUAUCGCAUAGUACUGCGGCAAGUCCAUUUGUUAGUCCUAGGAACACACCCGUACCAAGAUCACGUUUGUGUUCCAGACCAAUUCCAAAACACAAUGGUAAUAGGAAACGGCGCAAUCCUCUCACCUUGGGUGUAGGAGAAGCUUGCGCAAAUAACAACAGACAAUUUGCAAUACCAACUGACCAAAAGUUUAUUUCUAAAACAUCCAUGUCGUGUAACGCUAGUAUAAAAUACUCACAGCCAAUGUCGGCGCCGCCGUCUCCUAAUAUUUUGUCCCACUAUAAAUAUCAAUCCCAGAUGUCUGUCGUUCCAAACGGUGUCAACAACAUAUGUUUAUUCACUGCGAAUUCAUUUCGAGAAAAUAUGAAUGGCGAAACUCCUCACCCGCUAUCAGCGGAUCCCUUAUCUAGUGAAGUUAGUCGAUUUUUUCAAGAACCAAUAGUAAACUAUCGUCAUGGACAUGAUAAUUCAUUUAGAUCACAGUCUGUUCCCUUAAAACAAGCGAUCAAUAAUGUCGGUCUACUAAGUUACAAUAAUACGCCUGUAGGAUCGGUACCACCAACACCAGUGCCUAACGAGUUUUGUGACUUUGGUUCUCUUGCUGAUUGUGAUAUAUCGAAAGCUGGGCUUAAUCCGGAAACUUUAGAUAAAAUCUAUGAUGCAAUUGAUAGCAGCAAUGAAGUUCUCUCAACAGCAACAUCAACCAGUUUGUUAAACACUAGUGAAUCCUUGACUAAUGGUUGUGAUACAUUAGCAGAUCAACAGAUCUUAACUGAGGAACAGAUGAGCACGUUCAUCCCAACUUCAGGAAAUAUAUUAGAUAGAACCCAAUUUCCAGACACAUUUGCUAAUAAUUCUGGUCCAAGUGAAAAUGUCCAUGAAUUUCUAAAGAGAACUAACAGUGUAGAAUUUGACAUUCCCGGCCUGGAGUCGGAGAAGAAUAAAUACUACACGUCAUCUCGCUCCGUUCCCAGUACACCUUUGCCUUACAAACGUGUUGGACCAAAUUUACAAAUAGAUUCACGUCGUUCAAGGGAGUUGUUUAGCGCGGAGGCUUUUGUCAAUCUUUCUAAUGGGAUAUCAUCCAAAUCAGUGCCAUCCACUCCGCAGCUCGUGGAAGAGAGGAGUGCGUUUAGUUAUAGCAACAGGGAUUUCUUGAUUAAUGGUAACUCCGUUGAACUCUGCAGUACCGCUCAGUUGCGUACUGUGGUCGAUAAUGACCAAGGGCUAACUUCGCCGCUCGAUGUUCUACGCGAGGAUAUUCUAGAACCCCUCACCCCAGCAACCGACUUGUUAUCUGAUCUAGACAAAAUAGACACCGCUCCAUACGUAGAUCUAUAAGAUGUAAGUAUUCUUAAUUAGGUAUCUUUAGUUCUUCUACAGUUAGGUACCAAAUAUUUGGAUAUCUGGAUUCAGUACAAUGUUUGUAUACCUUCAAUGAAGGUCCUAAAUAAGGUUAUAAUAUCAUUUUUCAGUACUUGUUAUUCUCCUGAAGUUCGAGUCAAUAAAUGCGUUUAUUUGUAAUUAAUAAUUCUGCUGUAACAAAAGAAUAAGCUGCAUAGAAAUUAUUUAUGUGCAUCUUUUUCCUGCCGGGUUCAGCCUGAUCAAUCGAUUUCAAAUUCAUUAUGUGCCUAUUAUAAUGCCCGAGGUGACAUCGAACUUUUCUAUAAACGUUUUAUGCAAAGUGUGAUAAAAUCCACAACAUUGAAUUUGUGGACUAGAAUAUAAUAGGUUUACUAUCACAAACAAUAUAUUGUUAGACCCAGUGCAGAAAUGUCGUCAUUUCCCAUUCGGUCUUCUUGUAAACCAUCUGACCAAAAUAGCGGGCCCAGCUCGCUCAGAGGUUUUCCAAUACGAAAUGUAGGAUAGGAUAUAGUUUGUUAAAAUGAAUUUAUUGUAAGUUAGCACAAAGAUUUAAUAUAUUUUAUUACGAAUAGGAGAUUUAUUCUGACAUUUACUAACCACAUUUGAUGUGGCCAUUAAAAUUUAACCCCGGCUAUAAAUAGCCAUUUUACAUUGGUUCUCUUAUCUCGCCACUACAAAAUUGUUGCAAAAUUUGGAAACAUUGCGUUUUUGGUUUACUUUAAUUUAAUUCGCGAGAGUCACGAUGUAGUUCAUUUUUAUAGAUGUAUCAUCCAUAUUUUGUUUGAAAGUAAUUGUGUCUAACAGUCAAUAAAAAUGUUAAUAGGGUAUAUGCAUAUGAUGCAAUAAAGACUAUUUUUUAUUUUUUAGAAUAAUUCCUAGAUACUUUUGAUGAUAAUUUUAUUUUGAGCAAGACAAUAACUCUGGUAAUAUCCAUUAUUUAUGACGCCACUGGUCAGAGUGUAUUUCCAUUAAAAGAAUGGUGACAAUAAUGUCAAUUCUCAACCAAAUAUCUCCGUUGGUUUACUGUUAUGAGCUGUGACGUCAGUGUUCGCGCGCAAGCGUUUAAAGUGUGCUCGUCGUUACUUUAUGCAUGUGUCAUUAUUUUUCAUAAUUAUCUAGCGAUGUAUAUUUGCAUCGAAUAAAAAAAAUAUGCAUAUUCCCUAUUAAAUAAAGCUGCGUAGUUUAUUAAUAAAUAAUACAAUUAUUCGACAGGGAUAUACAGAAUGUACCUAAUGUUAGAGAAUCUGAAGACUGUUACAAUGUUUGUAAAUACCUAUUUUGAAAGCAUGUCUUUAUCACCGUUCAUAACAAUUUCAAUUGUAUACCAGUUUGUCUACAUUAUGUACAUAACAUACUGUAAUAGGUUUUUAUAAUGUUGACGUUUGAGCUGCUGUUAAACGAUUUUGAGGCUCAGCGUAAGCUAAGAGGGCAGAGUUCCGUAAAGCUCCUGUUUUUGACAGUUGACACAGACAUGUAUCUACGAUGCGGGUAGUUGUCGAAAUAUAUUUUCAUAAACUCAUAUUUGCAUAUCAACAUCGACAUGUUAACUUUCUAGAGUCCUAAUCCGUGAUUUAUAUUCGUAAUGCAAAUAAUAAAGUCAACCAGCUGAAGUGUGUCCGGAUGCUGAACGCUCAUUGGUCACAAUCACAAUUCACAAAAUCACUACUGGAUGUAAAAGAUCUAUUUUCCAAAUAUGGUAUCUGAAAGCAUUCUGACUUUACUUGGCGUUUGGGCUUAAAAUCAAAGCGUAUCAACGAUUAUAGGCCAUUGUCUAAUUAUAAAACAAUUUUUUGUUAUUCGACACAGUUUUGGACGCACUAAAUUAAUUUUUUUUUGUCAAGCAUCUGCAUGCUGGCACUACAAUUGCGUCGCAAACGUCGAAAACUUAAAAAGUUGUUCAUACAUUAGAAGAUUUGGUCUGCACUACGUGUAGGGUUACCAUCCGUCCGAAUUAAUUCGGACAUAUCCGGACUUUUAGACUCUAGUCCGGAUUUUAUUUAUAUUUAGAUGGAAUAUAGUAAUAAAACUUUUUAUUAACUAAUAUAUGUAUAUAUGUAUAUAUAUAUAUAUAUAUUUUUUCUUUUCGAAAACGAUAUCUGUACGAGAUCAGCUUUCAAAAAUCCAGACUUUAAUCAAGAUGUCAGGUUUUUGGUCCGGACUUUUCAAAUCACUAAAUGGUAACCCUAACUGCGUAGGAAUGCAUCUCAGCAUAUGCUGAGCCUCACAGUAGCUCAACACAUUUUGUAAAUAUUUUGCUUAAUUAAUGUUAAUAAUAUAUUUUAUACGUGUAACACACAUACAUAACUGUAGGGUUUUCAUAUACCUUACGAGCUUACCACAAAUAAGUCAUCCGUUCCUCACAUGACUUAUAAUAGUUGACGAAGCCUGACGAGUCAGCCUACAAAAGAUUACUUCCUGUGAUUGCCGAUUUUUUGAGGUUGUCUAUCUUUGUAUCCAAACAAUGAUAAAAGGUUUUUAUCUAUGGUUGUCAAGACUAUGGCAGGCUUCAUUUAAAUUCUGGAAAGUACUUUUCUAAAAUGUUAGGCACAACAAAAUACACAUUAAGUAUUAGAAUAUUGCAUAAACCUUCAGCACUAAGAUUUUCUUGAGCAUAACAUAAUAAAUUUGAAUUAAAUAAGGCUCACACCAGCUGUAUGAUAGCAUAUUAUUGGACAAUCUGUUUUUAACUUUUUUUUAUAAUGACAGUCAGAAUAAUAAUCUAUUAGAAUAUAGCCACGAGCCAAACCAAAGAAGUCAAUUAUUUUAUAGAAUAAAUUCAUUAUUAGUAUGAAUUUUAAUAGAACAACCAUUAAAUAACAAUUUUACCACAAGGUGACCGGAAUCAGUGAAUCACUAUCUUAUGAAAACAUUUCUCAUGAAAAAGAAUAAAUUAUUGUCUCGAUAUUUUUGUUCUACUACAAAAAUACAACAAUUUUACAGAGAGCAUACAAAUCAGCGGCCGCAACAAUACUGUGGACCAAAAUCUAAAUAAUACAGGAUAACGAAUUUUAUCUGGGACCCUCUUUUACAAAUUUUUACUGUCCUAUAAAGCAAUGUUUUGAGGGAUAGUAAGAUAAUGUAUACACAAACAUUAAUUUAAAAUUGAGUUGGACAAUAUUGUUUUUCUUUCUCGCACUUGUAGCAUUAUGUAAUCUGUGAAAAUCCAAGAGCACAGUACAAGACGUCCUAAGUUUUCGGAAAAUCAGGAAUUAAGAUAACAAAGUUAGACAUUGCUUUCAUUAAAACAUUUAAUUCAAUAAUCUAUACAUAUUUAAUAAAACCCUACUGUUAUAUAUACUAAUAAAUUACUUUGGUAUUAACCAAAUAUUAUGUUAACUAUGUGUGAAAAUCGAUGUUAUCUGUUUAGACUCUAAACUUGAUAGUUAAUUUGUGUAAGAAUUAAAUUUUUGCACUAAUUCCUUUAAAAUAAGUCUAUAUUAUUUACUAUAUAUUUAUAUAUUGUGAUUUAAUUUCUUUGUUUUGAAAAAUUUUAAAUGAAGUUCCACUUAUUUAUAUAUUGCCUAUUCUUUAUAAUUUUUUGACUAGAUAUUUUAUGCCAAAUUGUUACUGUUGAAUUAUGCUCACAUAUACCAUUUAUUGUUUUUUUUUUUUUUUCAAAAUAAGUUGAAGGGCUUUGCUUGGUAAUGAAAAUAUAUAUAAAAGUCUAUGCAGUGUUAUAUUCAUCAAUCUAAGAUCAUUUAUACGUCUAGAUGACAGUGUGAUAGUAUGACAGCUGUGAAAACGUCGAAAAAAAUUGAGAUUUACAGUUAUCCUAUAUUUUGAGCAAUGCACGCACACUAACAAAAAGUGACAUACAUAUUGCGAGUGUAAGACGUAGCUUGUCACUCACUCUAAAGUAAGAAACCUGGCCUGUUUUUAUGGGUUGUCUACCAGCAAUUGACUAUCUAAGACGUAUAAAUUCUCUAAGACAUAAAUCAUCAUACUACCAUAUUAUCAUAUAAGUGCUUCAAUUAUCAUAUUCGGUCUAAUGAUUUGAAAUCUGCCUUCAAAGAAAAAUUUGUAGUUCAAUCCCAACAACAUUUUGCUCUCAGUUUGGAAGUUGAACGAAUAAUGAGAUUGUUGUGUGUUAAGUAAGAACCCUCAAUUCAGGAAUUAUAUCGAUACCUCAGUUCCAAAGUGUAAAAGGUCUAGAUGAGUAUAAGAAAUUGUUCCAUUAAUCGAGAAACAAGUCGAUAAGUGAAUGCUGUUUAAUUUUGUACUUCCAAUAUAUCUUCAUAAGUUCGUUUCAUACAGUAUCAACUCGUUUUGAAAAAGUGUAAAUUACUUUAACAUCGCUGUGAUUUGAACGCCGAUGAAACGAAAAAGAGCCAGUCACAUAAAUUCAUAAGGUUUAACGUGUGAGAAAAUGAGAUAGGAAUCAUACAGUAUUUUGGUACCAGGCGAUCAUAGUUGAAGUAGAGAUUGUCUUAUGUAUGACGCGAUUAUACCUUUAUAUAUUCUGAUCAUGCGCACCACUUUAUUACUACAUAAACUCUAGGAGAACAUAAAUAUGGUAGCGGUGAUAGUAAUGUCUUUCAUAGCGGUUGAAAUCAUUUGUCAUCCCAGCAACAUGUACCAGGACUUCAUAUGCAGUUUAGAGGUUCAUGCACGCAAUUUUUUUGCUCUUUAGGAACUCUUUUCUGUUGUUACUCUUUGGAACUGAGGUAUAGAUGUAUGAAUUGUUAUUUCAUCAAAAUUUGCUCCUUUCACAAUUACUAAUAUACAAGUCAAAAUGUAUCUGUCUGUCUGCAAAGACUUUAGUAUAUGAGUCUUCCUAAACCAUUAAGUUAAAAGCGCAAGACCAUCAAACGACCCCUUUACUAGACUACUAAUGACUGCAAUGAACUAAAUUUAAUGAUUUUCAUUUAAAUAAAUGGUAUGUGUGAGUUAGUUUUUAGUAUUUACUAUUUAGACAUGGUCUAUACAGACAUGAAAUGUCAUUUUUAUUGCGUCGGUACCUUAGGAACAAUUAUUAUACAAUGCAUUGAAUACAUUAAAAUAUUCUUGUUUAUCAAAAUCAAUAAUGAAAAACAUGUUACUGAGAUAAUACAUUUGUACAUACAUACACAUACAUAGUUGUAUCGCUAAUUUAAAAUGUAAACACAUGACAUGGUUUUAAUUUUUUUAUUACGUUUUAAUUAAUUGUAAUUGUUUUUAUUAUUAGAUAUUUUUAUUAAUUUACGGUAGGUGUAAGUAUAAAUGUUUAUUUUAUAAGAUUUGAAAUAUCCAUGUUGUUGAUUAGUCUUAUGGCUGUUGAAAAACACACCAUUUGCAGUGAUAAUAAAUGGUAUGUUAAUAUAACA
This is a messenger RNA of Leptidea sinapis, 9355 nucleotides long. RefSeq lists its product as uncharacterized. Lineage: Eukaryota; Metazoa; Arthropoda; Insecta; Lepidoptera; Pieridae. The transcript has 9 exons. Gene Ontology annotation, biological process: regulation of transcription by RNA polymerase II. The coding region runs from base 90 to 4028 and encodes 1312 amino acids. Gene Ontology annotation, molecular function: RNA polymerase II cis-regulatory region sequence-specific DNA binding; DNA-binding transcription factor activity, RNA polymerase II-specific. The record is from RefSeq and is a predicted model, not a curated record.